CGCUGGGUUAGAGUGUUAUCAGAGAUAUUAUCUCUGGUGUUAUCAAUCAGUGCAGUUCUCCAGACGACAAGAUGGCAGAAAAUCAAGCAAUCCCGUCUACAAUUUCGGGACCCGUAUGUCCUGAGUCCGUCGACCCUCACAACUCCCUGGGUUUCACCCAACUCAACCAAGCUUGCUGGCUGGGCGACCUCGAGGAAGCCCAAUCCCUCCUAGAAGCCGGUGCCGACCCGAACAGUUGCAAUGGUAUGAACCACUACACUCCUCUCCACUCGAGUUCCUUCAAGGGCCAUCUCGCCAUUGUCAAACUGUUGAUUAAGUGGGACGCCGACAUUAACGCCCAGGAGGAUAGAAAUGGCUUCACGCCCUUGAAUAGUGCCAUCUGGAACGACCACCAAGACGUGGCCCUGUUUUUAAUCAAAAAGAAAGCCGAUCUCGCUAUCUGCAGCAACGACGGUUUCAGCCCUCUUAAUACAGCAGUGUGGGUUGGAAAUUUGGUGGUGGUACGAAAUCUGGUCGAGAAGGGGGCCGAUGUCAACUUUGCUAAUGUUGAUGGGUUCACUCCGUUGCAUGCCGCCGCCAAAAAGGGACAUUUGGAGAUUGCUGGCUUUUUGGUUAAAAAUGGAGCUAGACUGGAUGCUUUGGAUCGGUGGGGACGGGAUGUCAUCAAGGUUGCCGAAGAUAAUCAGAAUUGGCACCUCGUGAAGUUUUUUGAAUAUUUGGUGAACAACCACUGAAAAACGUACUCUGGAUGAUGGAUUUUUAUUAAUAAAGAGCAUUCAAUGGA
Molecule: messenger RNA, 784 nt
Organism: Zophobas morio
Lineage: Eukaryota; Metazoa; Arthropoda; Insecta; Coleoptera; Tenebrionidae
Product: serine/threonine-protein phosphatase 6 regulatory ankyrin repeat subunit C-like
Exons: 2
Coding region: 72-734 (220 amino acids)
Biological process (GO): protein K6-linked ubiquitination
Cellular component (GO): BRCA1-A complex; BRCA1-BARD1 complex
Molecular function (GO): ubiquitin-protein transferase activity; protein binding
Source: RefSeq, a predicted model, not a curated record